ACGCAUUCACCUCUGAAGUCCGAGUUCAUCAACACUCAACAACAGUCUCGGGCUACUGCCACACGAAGCCUGAUUGUUGAAGACAAGUGAGUAAAAAUGCUGCGCACUGUUAUCUCCAGAACUUUCCCACAAGUUUUCCGUAUUUCUGCAUGUCAGCAUUCAACGAUUCCUGCACCGAACGUUCACCCAGACGUUCACUAUAACAAGAUUUUCAUUAACAAUGAAUGGCACGAUGCAGUAAGCAAGAAAACUUUUCCAACCAUCAAUCCUGCUACUGGUGAAGUUAUCUGCCACGUCGCAGAGGGCGAUAAGGCGGAUGUGGAAAAAGCGGUCAAAGCUGCCAAAGAUGCCUUCAAGCUUGGGUCUCCCUGGCGGCGUAUGGAUGCGUCCCAUCGCGGGCUGCUCUUGAGCCGGUUAGCAGACUGCAUAGAGAGAGACGCUGCCUAUUUAGCUGAACUAGAGACUCUUGACAAUGGAAAACCAUAUGCAAUCUCCUACUCUGUGGACGUGCCUAUGGUGGUCAAAUGCUUGAGGUAUUACGCUGGCUGGGCAGACAAAUGGGAGGGGAAGACCAUUCCCAUUGAUGGUGAUUACUUCUGCUACACCAGACAUGAGCCCAUUGGAGUGUGUGGCCAAAUUAUCCCUUGGAACUUCCCUCUGUUGAUGCAGGCCUGGAAACUCGGUCCUGCUCUGGCCACAGGAAACACAGUAGUGAUGAAGGUGGCAGAACAGACGCCUCUCACUGCGCUCUAUGUUGCCAGUCUGAUCAAAGAGGUGGGUUUCCCUGCUGGUGUCGUUAACAUUGUCCCAGGAAUGGGUCCCACAGCAGGAGCAGCCAUCGCAUCUCACAUGGAUGUGGACAAAGUAGCGUUCACCGGCUCCACUGAUGUAGGUCACCUCAUCUUGAAAGCUUCAAGUGACAGUAAUCUGAAGAAGGUCACACUGGAGCUGGGAGGAAAGAGUCCAAACAUCAUUCUAUCAGAUGCUAAUAUGGAGGAGGCAGUGGAGCAGUCCCAUUUUGCCCUGUUCUUCAACCAAGGCCAGUGCUGUUGUGCAGGCUCCCGCACGUAUGUACAGGAGAGCAUCUAUGAUGAGUUUCUUGAGCGAAGCGUAGAGAGAGCUAAGAAGAGGAUUGUGGGAGAUCCCUUUAACUUCAACACGGAGCAGGGCCCCCAGGUGGAUGAGCAACAGUUCCAGAAGAUUCUUGGCUACAUCAGCAGUGGGAAGAGUGAGGGCGCUAAGCUCAUGUGUGGCGGCGGACCGGCAGCUGACCGUGGUUACUUCAUCCAGCCUACUAUCUUCAGUGAUGUUAAAGAUGACAUGAAAAUUGCUCGGGAGGAGAUCUUUGGACCCGUCAUGCAGAUUCUGAAGUUUAAAUCUUUAGAGGAAGUGAUUGAGAGAGCCAAUGACAGCAAAUAUGGGCUUGCAGCUGCUGUUUUUACCCAAAACAUUGAUAAGGCCCAUUACAUAUCCAGCGGCCUGCGCGCUGGCACUGUUUGGAUUAACUGUUAUGACGUGUUUGGAGUUCAGGCUCCGUUUGGAGGAUACAAGGCCUCAGGAAUUGGUCGUGAGUUAGGAGAGUACGGACUGGACAACUACACAGAGGUCAAAACGGUUACAAUUAAGGUCCCCCAGAAAAAUUCGUAAAAAUGGAUGAAUUCAAUUAAGGAAGCCACUGCCUAAUUAUAAGAUCCAUGCCAACCAUUAAAAAAUUACUAUGAUUCUCAUAAUAAAUGUGUUAAUUUCUACUGAAAUAAUAAUAAGCAUUUAGUACAAAUUUUGUUCUGUAAAAUAAAUAAAUUUUCUAGCAGUGAUAAUUAGUUAGUCGCAAACUGUCUAGUUGAUUUUAGAAAAGAUAUUGCUUGAUUAUCCACCAGACAAAAGGAGGGAAAAUGUGUAUUGGGCGGGCUUCAUUGUUUAAUUCAAGCAUUGUAUCUACAGCAUAAUUACUACAAUUAUUUGCAUGCAUGUGCUGUUUUUUUAAAUAAAGAAUACAGAAUAUACAAACAAAAAUAAAUUGAUCAAACAGAAAAAUA
This is a messenger RNA of Carassius auratus (goldfish), 2036 nucleotides long. It is a transcript of the gene aldh2.2, whose product is annotated as aldehyde dehydrogenase 2 family member, tandem duplicate 2. Gene Ontology annotation, molecular function: oxidoreductase activity, acting on the aldehyde or oxo group of donors, NAD or NADP as acceptor. Bases 97 to 1647 code for a protein of 516 amino acids. The record is from RefSeq and is a predicted model, not a curated record. Lineage: Eukaryota; Metazoa; Chordata; Actinopteri; Cypriniformes; Cyprinidae. The transcript has 13 exons.